Gallus gallus (chicken) is the source of this 10157-nucleotide messenger RNA. It is a transcript of the gene ITGAD, whose product is annotated as integrin, alpha D. Gene Ontology annotation, molecular function: integrin binding. Gene Ontology annotation, biological process: cell-cell adhesion; cell-matrix adhesion; cell adhesion mediated by integrin. The record is from RefSeq and is a predicted model, not a curated record. The coding region runs from base 1080 to 5024 and encodes 1314 amino acids. Gene Ontology annotation, cellular component: external side of plasma membrane; integrin complex. The transcript has 29 exons. NCBI's taxonomy places the organism in Eukaryota, Metazoa, Chordata, Aves, Galliformes, Phasianidae.
UCCCCGCCAUGGGGCCGUGGGUGCUGCUGCUGCUCGGUGCAGGUCUGGGGCUGAACGCGGUGCUUUUGGGGCCGGGGGGUGUUGGGGGGUGGGAGGGGUGGGGGGAGAGACCCCCGGCGGGGAGGGGGGGUCCGAAGGGCUGAGGGGGCGGAGGGGGGACCCCAUAAUGCCCCCAAACCCCAACCCGCGUUUUCCCUCUGACGGCGGCACCCCGGGCCCAUAGACACCCCCAGGGCCCACCACCCCCACAGCCCCCCAGAGACAUUGGGGCUGCUGGGGGACACGUCGGGAUGGGGCGUAUGAGGACAGGGGGGGGGAUAUGGGGAGACGGGGACAUGGACAGGUCCUGGGGAACAGUGAGGAUGUGGGGCAGCUAUGGGGCAGUGCUACGGGGCAGUGCUGCGGGGCAGCUAUGGGGCAGCGCUAUGGGGCGGCUAUGGGGCAGCGCAGCUGGGCGGCUCUGUCACAUUUGCCCAUUUCCUCCCAGUUCCGCUCCCCGCUGCCGCCCCGUUCUGCCUCUGUUCCUCACCCAUUCUGCUCCCAUUUGGCACUUCGCAGCACAUUCUUUCUGCCCAUUUCUGCCCAUUUCUGCCCCUUUCUGCCCUUUUUUGCCCAUUCUUUCUGCCCAUUUCUGCCCAUUAUUUCUUGCUGCCCAUUCCCCGCUGCUCCCCUUCCUUCCAUUUGCUGCCACCCUCUCUGUUUUGGGCCAUUUCUCUCAAUGUGAUUCCAUUUCUUUUCCCACUUUCUGACCAAUCUGAUUCCCUCCCAUUCUGUCAAUUUCUGCUCCUUUUUGCCCAUUUCUGCUCCCCCCCCCCCCCCCCCCCCGUCCAUUCUGUCCCUCUCCCCCCAUUUCUGCCUAUUUUUCCCCCCGUUUUCACCCAUUCCCUUUCAGGUCUUUUCCUUCCCGUUCCCCUCCAUCACAGCUCUCCCUCCUGUCCAUUCCUUUCCCUUUCCUCCUUUUCUCCCCGUUUCCUUCCAUUCCUUUCCCCCUUUGCCCAUUUCUGCCCCUUUCACCCCCAGCCCCAACCCGGGACCCCCCGACCCAUUUGGGCAGUGGGACUCUGAGCUCAGGGGGGCCCAUGUGGGUCGCAGAGCCCCCCCGGCGUUGCUCUGCCCCACUCUCUCCGUUCUGCUCCGGUCCCAUCAGUUCGGGCCCAUUUCCCAUUGGGGCCCAUCCCCAUUCCUGCUCAUUUCUGAGCACCGCUCUCCGUUCGGUGCCAUUUCUGCCACUUUUGGUCAUCUCUGCCCUUGGGGACAUUGUGGACAUUGGGGACACGCGGGGAACUGAGGGCGUGGGGACACGGGGUGCAGAACUGGGGAUAUGGGGCAGCACCGUGGGGCGGUGCAAUGGGGCAGUGCCACAGGGCAGCUAUGGGGCAGCGCUAUGGGGCAGCUGUGGGGCAGCGCUAUGGGGCAGCUGCGGGGCAGAGUUACGGGGCAGACCCAUUUGGCUUUUGCCCUUUUUUGGCUCUCUCGGCCCUUCCCCGCCCCCUCUCCCCACUUCCUCCCCCCACGGCCGCGCGUGGGCUGUGGGUGUGGGGCAGCCCCCCCUGCUCCCCGCCAUGGGGCCGUGGGUGCUGCUGCUGCUCGGUGCAGCUCUGCCCCACAGCUGCAGCUCUGCCCUCGACGUGGACUCUGCUGUGGCCUUUGAGGGUCCCGGGUCCUUCGGCCUCAGCGUGGCACAGAGCGACGAUGGGGUGCUGGUGGGGGCUCCCCUGGACUUGGAGGGCCGAGGCCGCGUCUAUCGGUGCCGCGUGGGGGAGAAGAGUUGCAGGGAUGCAGGCAUCGGUGAUCCCCCGGCUAUGGGUCCCAUGGCACUGGGAAUGUCCAUGGCUGCCAACGGAUCCCAGCUCCUGGCCUGUGGUCCGACAGCGCAGCGGAUGUGCGGGGAGAAUGCGGAGGUGCCGGGAUUCUGCUUCCUCCUCUUCUCAGGCCGCUCCCAAACAACCACCCCACGAGCUUGCCCCACGUUGGCCUCCGACAUCGUGUUCCUGAUGGACGGCUCUGGCAGCGUUGCAGAUUUUGACUUCCAUCGGAUGAAGACAUUCAUCAUUGAAGUCAUCAAACGCUUCCGUGGGACCGACACCCGGUUCGCAGUGGUGCAGUUCUCCACCGGCGUGCAGCGCCACGUGGACUUCUCCGACUUCGACCGCCUUUCGGAGCGGGAUUUGGAGCGGCGGGUUAAUGAGGUGCAGCAGAGCAACGGCAUCACGCAGACCGCCACCGCCAUCCGCAUCGUGCUGACGCACGUGUUCACGGAGAGCCGCGCGGGGGCCAACAAAGUGCUGAUCGUGGUGACGGACGGGCAGAUGUACGGCGAUGUGCUGCGCUACAGCGACGUCAUCCCGCAGGCGGAGCGCGCCGGGGUCGUCCGCUACGCCAUCGGGGUGGGCAGCGCCUUCAAGGACUCCCAGGCGGCCGCGGAGCUGCAGACCAUCGCCUCGGCCCCCCCACAGGCACACGUCUUCCGCGUGGACAACUUCGAGGCGCUGCGGGGGAUCCAGGAGCAGCUGCAGGAGAAGAUCUUCGCCAUCGAGGGGACCCGCCCGGCCUUCGGGAGCUCCUUCCAACUGGAGAUGGCCCAGGAGGGCUUCAGCGCUCUUCUCACCCCCGAGGGGGCAGUGCUGGGAGCAGUGGGCGCCUACGAUUGGGCCGGAGGGGUCUUCAUCUACGGGGCCGACGGGAAGGUCGCCUUCGUCAACGCAUCCGAAGGGGAGGGGGGUGUGAGCGAUGCCUACUUGGGUUACGCCACUGAGUCUCUGUCCCUGGGGGGGCUCCGGGCCCUGGUGCUGGGGGCUCCCCGGUACCGCCACGUGGGCCGCCUGCUCCUCUUCGUGCUCCAGCGGGGGGGGAAGUGGGAGCUGCGCUCUGACGCCGUGGGCCGGCAGGUGGGCUCCUACUUUGGGGCAGCGCUCUGUGCUCUGGAGGGUUCGGGGGAUGGCGCGGCGCUGCUGGUGGGGGUCCCCAUGUUCUAUGGGGACGGCUCCGGGGGGCGUGUGGAGGUCUGCAUGGUGUUGCCGCAGGGCCGUGCGCUGCAGUGCCAUCAGACGCUGCGGGGUCAGGCCGGACACCCGCUGGGGCGCUUUGGGGCCAGCGUUGCUCGCCUUGGGGACAUCGACGGGGACGGACUGCAUGACGUGGCCGUGGGUGCUCCCAUGGAGGACGAUGAGCGCGGCGCCAUCUACAUCUUCCGUGGGGAGAAGGGCGGUGUCAGUGGCCACUACAGCCAGCGCAUCGCAGGCUCCAUAUUCCACAGUGCCCCUCAGCACUUUGGGCAGGCGCUGAGUGGGGGGCGCGACCUGACGGGGGACAGACUGCCAGAUGUGGCUGUGGGCGCACAGGGACAGGUCCUGCUGCUCAGGUCCCCACCCUUGCUGAAGGUUGAGGUGACGGUGACCUUCACUCCCCCGGAAAUCCCCAUAUCUGACUUUGACUGCCACCGGGCAGAGGAGGAGCCGAGCACCGCUGGGGCUGCGACGGCGUCCACAGCCAACGUCUGCUUUGUUGGCACCAAGAAGAGCAGUGACAGCUUAGGCUCCCUCGGGGCCACCCUCCACUACCGGCUGGAGUUGGACCCCGGCCGUGCCGCUCGCGCCGUCUUCUCGCCGGGCGUUGCCAGGAGCAACGGGACCACGCACGUGGGCGAGGGGCGCCGGUGCCAGAGCUUCCCCAUCAGAGUGAUGGGCUGUCCAGCGGACACGCUGAGCCCCGUGGGGCUGCGGGUGGCCUUCGAGGCGUAUGGGGACGCACUGCAGCAUGCACAGGGGCUGCGUGUGGCACUCAGCCGCGACACACAGUGGGCCGUCACCGCCGCGCUGCCCUUUGAGAAGAACUGCGGUGAGGACAACCAGUGUGUGCCCGACCUCCGCGUGGCCCUCAGCUUCUCAGGGCUGGAGGAGCUGGUGGUGGGCGUCACCGAGGAGGUCACCGUCACCGUCACCGUGCACAACGUUGGGGAGGACGCGUAUGGGGCCCAUGUGGAGCUGCAGCACCCCAAGGCGCUCUCCUACCGCAAGGCCACCGCGCUGCAGCCCCACCGCAGGUCCCUGGCACAGCACUGCAGCUCGGUGUCUCCGGGAGGUGGGCGCAUCCUCUGCAACAUCAGCCACCCCGUGCUGUGGGCCGGCCAACAGCUCGUGUUCGCUGUCACCAUGGAUGUGCCCCACGAGGCUGAGCUGGGGGACGCAGUGCAGGUGGUGGCGUUGGCCAGCAGUGUCCCCCCGCCCGUGGGCUCGGCCGUGGCGCGCGCUGAGCUCCCGGCGCUGUACAGCGUCGUGCUGCUGCUCACCAGCUCGCCGUCCUCCACGCGCUCGGUGUCGGCGGGACGCGCGGCUCUGCAGCACCGCUAUCGGCUCUCGGCGCAGGGCGCGCGCCGCCCCCCCGGCAGCGCCACCAUCCGGGUGCCCGCAGCGCUGCGCGGGGCGGAGCUCUGGGAGGAGCUGCAGGUGGAGGGGCCGCAGGCCUGUAACUCUACCUCACAUUCCACGGGGGUUCAGGACCCCACCCCUCUCCUGCAGCAGAACCCGGUGGUGAAUUGCAGCGUGGCCGCCUGCCGGGAGUGGCGCUGUCCGUGGGGGGACCCACUGCCCCCCGGGGGCGUCGAGUUCAGCGUCAGUGGGCGGCUGCGGUGGGACUGGGUGGAGCAGCUGCCCCUCCCCCACGUGGAACUGCAGAGCUCCGCUCAGCUGCAGCCCGAGGGGCGGCGCUACCGCAACGUGGGCCGGGACCGCCUGGAGGUCCGCACGGAGCUCCGCCCCGCACCCCCCCCGGUGCCGCUGGGCCCCACGCUCGGCGCGGUGGCGGCGGGGCUGCUGCUGGCGGCGGCGGCGGGAGCGGCGCUGCAUAAGCAUAGGAACACAGGCCAGCAUCAGCACGGACAGCAGCACAGCGGAGACCACAGCAAUCACUGGGAUGUGGUGUUUUCGCAGCUCUUCGCCAACAGCGGCCGUUGUGAUUUUCCCAACAUCCACCCCUGGAAGAACCGAGACAAUGCCACAGGUUACUGUCAUCUGCGCUGCAGAUGAUCUCACAGUGUGCUUCAUGGACCCAAGAGGUUUCCUUUAUCAUCAGUGGGUACCUCCAUCUCUGGUGUAUAAGCACCAGAGGACAAGAAGGAUUGCUUCCACUUCUCGUUGGGCAGGGAGAGGCUGCACCGGCACUCUGGGCUGAGGGCUGGGGCUCUGCCCUGGGGUCUGGGCUUUGUCCGUCGGGAGCAGUGCAGAGCAGAAACCCUCACACUUUCCCCAGCACACACGUCCUGAGCUCUCCGCCAGAACAUCCCCCAGGCUGAAGGUCAGCCUCCAGCCAGCACAAGGCACAGCUGGAGCCAGCCCAGCAGAGAAACACUCCUGCAGGCUCCUACCACACAGGGCCAGGCUCAUCGCCCUCGCGUUCCUUUAUAGCACGUGCUCUGUACUAGCCUGCUCACGUUUGGCUGCCGGCCUGCUGCGCAAGAGCAGGCAGGAAGGGCCUGGUGGCACACAGUGAUUCUGGUUGGUGACACCAGAUGACCAUGGGACUGAAAUUACCUGGCAAUCCAGCUGCUUGUUCUGCCUGUGUUUUUCUGUCAGAGACUGGCCGUGUGUCACUGCUGCUUUCCUGCAAUGGCUCCUUCUGCACAGUCUCUUGGUCAGUCCCUUUAGUCCCACCAUGCGCUGCCUUCUCCAUUUUCUUCACGGGUUCCUUUAGGACACGGGAUGACCACCAGUAGUACUUCCCUCUUCUAGGUGUAUCCUUUCCUCUGUUUCCUCUUUGCGGACCUUAACAGAAUGCAUGAAAUUCAGUCUCCCGUGCUUGAAGUUUUGAAGACCAGCAGUGCGUCAGUGGAAUCAGUGAAGACCAUCUACUCACCCAUGGGAUUCCAACUGGUCUCCAUCGCAGGAAGGAGCCGAGAAACCAGCAAGGCCCUCCCUGGGGGCACUUCUGCAACCAAAGACCCAUGAAAAGUUUCCGUGCACAACGGCAUCACUGAAUAGUGGAGCAUACCAGGGGAUCGUGCAAGGAAAGGGCAUACACGCACAGGACUACGCUCUCACACCUGCAGACAGACCUGGCCGACAUUUGGCCUUUGAGCUGGCAGCUCUCAAAGGAACUAAAAAGCCAUGACAUACCCAUGUGAUCUGCCGGAGUUUCAGUCCUGGAACUCAGAGGGGAAGCUGGAGCACCUUCAUUCCCAGUCACACCUGCAAUCAAACACAGGACAGAGAGACUUUACUUAGACGUUCUUCCAGUCAGAAUGACAGGGGAUGCAAUUAAGACAGGGGAUUCCUUCGUGACGCUGUUCUCUCCGUUCCACAAAGGAGCAGCUUGGAAACAGAUCCUGGCUGCCCACAGGGGCACUGCCACAGACGCAGCUGUCACCAAGGGCAGAUGAGAAACGUUCCCAUUGCACGUGGCCACCUCUCUCUUCCUUAGUAACCUGCAGUGACUACAACGGGCUCAGGUACGGACGCGCGACUCCCACUGAAAUGUGGCAGCUCUCCAAGUCACAAAAUACUCAUGACUGAUCUGCGCAAGACCUCCAAGGUACAAGCAGGUUAGGAGGACCUUGAGAGGAUCUGAAAUAAAACUGCGUGCUGCUGGGGCACAAUUUUUUCUGCCUUCAUGGGAACAGACACUCAGAACCUACCUCUGGGUUGACCCCGAGGCACAAAACCUGGAUUCAGACUAUCAUCUGAAUAGGGCGCACCAAUGUCAUCAUCUAGAAUCAAGAAGAACUGAUUAGAGAAGUUCCCAUUACUGGGGAUGUUGUGAUAUUCUUCUCCCUUAGCAACUGGAGGUGGGUCAGGCAAUGGGGUGGGAGAAAGACGCAGGUCAUGAUUUGCACAGUAGCAGAGUGGCCAGGAGGACCUCUUGGCUGCCACCUGGCAGCUUACAUGAUACGUUCUCCACGCCACGUGCAACAACCCUUAUGGACCACACAGAAGAAGAUUCAGCCCUUUGGGACUUUCUUACUGGGGCACCUCUGGUGUACACAAAGGAAGGUCACACCAAAGCACUGGAGGAAAACACACCUGCCUCUUCCUCUGGGCUGUGGGUGGGGGCUCUGUGUUGGAAACCGGGAUUUGUCUAUGGGGAGUACCACCAGGCUGGAGCAGAAAUGCUCAUGCUUUUCCCAGCACACAUCUUGUGAGCUCUCACCCAGGGCAUCUCCCAGGAUGAAGGCCGUGCUCCAGCCAGCAAGCAGCAGAGUCAUGGUCCGGCAUGGUUGGAGCCAGCCCUGGGGAGCAAGCGCUGCCACAGGCUCUUGGCUGGCUCCUGCGGUGCUGCCUGUCACCCUCUGCCUAACGUCCACCAUGGGAGGUAGCCCCAGGGAAGGGUGGUGUAGGGCCAUGGCAACUCAGCCUGACUUCCUGCCCCUCGCGCCGCUCAGCUUUGGAUCCAUCGCUGCCCACUCACCUGCUCCCUGUACUGGAAGCGGAGCAGCACAAAUCUCCCAGGAACGCAGGGACAUCAGUAGCAGGAGGAGGACAAGGCGGGCAGGGGCCGUGGCCCCCCACACUCGUGCCAUGCUGCCACCACCACCGCUGCAGCCACAGCAAGUGCUGCCGUUGGGUCAGGCGCCGAGCAAUGCCUGUGCCAUGGGACAGCAUCACAACUGGGCCUUGUGACAUCACAGCUCUGCACAGCCAUGUAGCGGGGCAUUGUGACCUCACGGCCCCGUGAAGCCGGGUGGAGGCUGCCCGUGAGCCGCUCCUCUUGUGAUGCACUGCACCAGGGCUGGUGGGGCCAGUGCUUACAUCAUAGAAACAUAGAAUCAUGGAAUGGCUUGGGUAGGAAGAGACAUUAAAGAACUUUUACCUCCAACUGCGCUGCUGUGGGCAGGGAUACCGCCCACUGAGUCAGCCUGCCCAGGGCUCCAUCCAGCCCGGCCUUGAACGCUUCCAGAGACCGGGGCAUCCACAACUUCGCUUGGCAAACUUUUAUAGUGCCUCGACAACCCCGAGAGGGAAUUAUUUCCAGCUCGAUGUGCCAAUGACAAUGUCUCACUCCAAUUUAUAGGAGAGGGAGGAGGUUCUUUUCAUAUAUGUAUACCUGACAGUGAGAUUAAGCUACAACAGGUCAAAUGUUAGCCUGACCAGUUUAUUACAAAUCCUUUGUCUUUAGAGAGAUGGGGAGGGGAAGGUGGGCAAUAGAAAAGAGAUAUAAAAGCAAGGAGUCUUUGUAGUGCGCGAGAGAGAUGAUCACCACUGCGGGUCCGAUGAGGUUCAUAGUGCGCCCGUUGAUCUCAAGAAUUUGUCCUAUCACUGCAGGGGAUGGGAGAAAGCCAGGGAGCUUUGCAGCCAGCAGGCUCUGGGGGGGUCUUUUGAAAGAGGGUUUUCCCCUCAGGGAAUUCCUCUGUAAAGGUUUAUUUGGAGUUCUUCUCCAAAGUCCUUAUUUUGGUGAGGGCCUUUUAUCUCCCAUUUCUCAGUUUUUUUUCUUCUUUUCUCUCUGUCAGUGUGACACACCCUGCCCAACAGAGAAGCCAGCAGGGAGUGGUGCCUUUGUUGCCAUGCAUAGCAUUACUGCCUAUUGCAGUGGUCAGCUCCUUCAAGCUGCCCCCCCAAAAGGACUGCUUGUCCACUUCUGCUUCUUUACACUCAUGAGCAGCAGUACUGUGGCAGAGUGACACCCAGCACUCGCCCCCCUAGAAUUAGCAGCUGUUAGUUAGUCCUAUCACUGAAAAGGUCUCAUGAAGCAAGCUGUGAGACAAAAAGAAAUACAGUUUUGUCUUUCACAACACCUGGUGGCACAAAGGUUGCUUGAAAUUGAUGUGUAUAUGACCAUCUAUGAUGGUGAGGAAAGAAAAAAAAGAAGCAAGCAUAAAGGAAAGAAGGGUGGGGGCUGAGGGGGGUUUAAAUGUUACACAAUCACACAAUUGCUACAAAGGAUUUCUUGAGCUUGGUUACAAAUGUUGGCCUGGUCUGUUGGACAUGUCCAUUAUCAGUUGAAGUGGUUACACAGUACAUAGAAGAAACAACACGUUGCGUAAGCUGCCAUUAUCAUCAAUCUUUGGGCAACAAUUGGAGUUAUUCAGUUUGCCGCAGACACCUCCCGGUGACUCUCCAGGAGUGAAGAAAUGAGUGUGGUAUAACAAAUAGAAAGGGGAAAGUGAAAAGAGACACAAGAAAGUAGUUGAAUAAUCAUAUAAUUAACAAUACCAACUAAUAAAAAAAUAAUAGAAAUAAGAAUAUUUAAAAAAAGAAUAGAGGUCCAAUUUGACAAUACACUUGCCAGAUAAUGUUUUCAAAGAUGAUUUGGUGUUUUGCCAGGACCGUAGAUGGAGCCCAUAUGUUUUCUAAUAUCACAGAGAUUAUUUGUCCCAUGGUUAGCAAAAUUGAACACUAUUUAGGCAGAGUGAAGGUAUUACUAUACCACACUGCAACACUGCACAUUGUUCCAAAGUUAAAUAUGGAUAGAAUUUUCCAUUUGAGCAUCUCCAAAGCAAUUUAAAUGCUGAUAUAUAUAUAUACUAGUUGGGCAAGUGCAAAUAUUGCUAUAGUCUAUAGAAUUUUCAGAGGAUAUUGUGUGCAGGAUGCCCCACAAUAUAAACCAUAAGAGGGGUAAUCCUAUUAUAUGGGACACAUACACAUCUCUUAUCAAAACUCAGUUACUUUCCAACAACCAUGUUUUGGAUAGAACUCCUGCACUGGUGUUAACUCUGGCACUGGAAAAAAAAAAAAAAAACAUCAGUAACAUCAUAUUGCAAAGGGCUUUAUGAUGGGUUUCUUCCGUGACCACAUUUAACAGAUAUUAGACGGGGCCUUUGGUUCAUUUCCCAGUUUGUUAGGAAGCUGGAAACACCAUGGAGGAGUUACAUGCAAAUCAUAUUCAGUUUGAUAAAAAGGGGUGAAAGAAGGGGUCAAAAGGUGUGGGAAUAAAAGAAAGACAAUUCAGAGCAGCAGCUGUGAAGCAAGAUACACAGCUGAGAAAGCAAGGCUGAGAUAGCAAGGCUGAGAACCAAGGACAUCUCUAGAAGAGAAAAACAAAAGAAAUGGCCCAUGGCUCUGAUUGAAUAAGUGCCUGCAUGCACAGCUAUGGAGUGUUUGUGGGAUACUUUGUUGACAUGUAAAUGUGCAUGGGAAAGUUGUAAGGGCAGAUGGGAAAGCUAAGAAAGGAAAACUUGUGAAUGUAUGUAAGUGAUGUGAGAACCUGCAAUAAAUGAUUUGGAUUGUUCA